Molecule: messenger RNA, 1725 nt
Organism: Schistosoma spindalis
Lineage: Eukaryota; Metazoa; Platyhelminthes; Trematoda; Strigeidida; Schistosomatidae
Source: the annotation of a GenBank genome assembly
AUGACUCACGAAUGGGGUAUUGUUUCGACAGCUCUCCAGGAAGGGAGACAUGAACUUGUGAUUUCUGGAAAAGAAAUUUCAGAAAUGAUCGAAGCGUUGGGGUUUGACCAAAGGAUUUAUGAUCUAAAAAAGCUCAAUUUUCUGGAGAUUUCACAUACUUGUUUGGAAUUUCUGUCCGAAGAUAUAUCAAAGCUUUCAAAUCUUGCGCAACUAUGUCUUACAUCAAACAUGCUAAAAGCUGUCCCAACCAGUCUCGGAUCUCUUCAUUGUUUACGAUCUUUGGACUUAUCCUUUAACAACAUUUCAAUGAUCCCUGACAUUUUCAACCACUUGCCUAAUCUAUCUAGUCUUAUUUUAUCUGGCAAUAAAAUACAAACUAUACCAUCUGUUCAAGGGUUAAAAUCACUACAUGAAUUCUCAGCUUCUAAGAAUCAAUUGACUUUACUUCCUGAAGGAAUCGAGUUGUUAACUAAUCUGGCAGUCUUGGAUGUUUCAUAUAAUAACAUUUCUAAUUUACCGAAGGAUUUGUUUAACUUAUCAAGUCUUAAGAGUGCGAAUUUUUCAGAAAACUCUUUAACUGAUUUUCCAGCUAAUAUUCAUCGUUGUCGCAAACUGAAUAUUUUAAAGAUUCAUGGAAACCCUUUUAAAGAUAAUCGGUUGAAAAGGCUUUCUGUCGAUGAACAUUCACCAACUGCGCUUUUAGCUUAUCUUCGUCGUUUGGACGAAACAGGAAACAAAAAAGGAAAGAAAGUUAAUGACAAAAAUUCACCAUUGAAAAAUUCAACCGAACCUGAAGAAAUGAAUAAUUCUAUCACUCGACCUCCGGAAGUUACGGGAAUUUCAAUGCCGCAUAUUGUCAUUCAACGCCCAAGGGACGAUGAAGAAUAUCAAAUUAAUCAGACUCACUCAGUGAAAACUGGCCCACGUCCUUACAUCGUUGCAUGUACGGUUCAUGGUGUAGAAUUUCCUUCUGAAACUAAACUGAAAGCUUUUCUACGAGCUCAAGAAAAUUGGCAUCGUGAUAUUGGCCAAAUGCGUCAUCAUGCAACUUUAGCUACUCAUGAUUUACAACUAAUCCGUUUUCCGCUUGUUUAUACUUUAAAGGAAGCAAAGUCAUUUCUAAUUCAUCCGUUAAAUAGAUCUCUUAAUGGUACUGGUGAAGCAUUUUUAAGACAAUUAGUUCAAGAGGCACAGUUGGAUAGAAAAUCUCGUAAACAAACAAAAUUUAGUCAAGUUUAUCGUUAUUUGAAUGUAUUGGAUAUUGAAAAUGCAAUAGUUUCAAAUGUAUUCAGUGAUGUGUUGGUUCCUAUUGUUGUGGAUAGUACACCAGUGGUUAUCUCAGUCCCUCCACUUACCAAUAGUCAUCACACACGUUUAACUGUUAACACACAUAAUAUACUGAUUGAAGUUUCUGGAAUCAAUUUACCUUUAUGCAAACAAUUUGCUGAAGUAGUCAUCGCUUGGUUAUUAGAAAAUACUUGUCCAAAAUCAAGGGAAAAUAAAUCCAGUGACAAACCAAAUACGGGGGAAGUUAAUACAACAGAACAAUCACAGCUUGUUGACGAAGUAGAUAAAAAGUUAACACUAAAAUCGAUUGUCGUUCCACCUAACUCUCUUGUAGUACGUCCAAUCCGUGUUGUCGAUGUUGAUUUCGAUUACAAUCUAUGUGUCAUGUUUCCAUCACGAUCGGAUUUAACUGAUGCAAAGUUUAAUACCAUACGUUAG